Molecule: messenger RNA, 828 nt
Organism: Ornithodoros turicata
Lineage: Eukaryota; Metazoa; Arthropoda; Arachnida; Ixodida; Argasidae
Exons: 1
Coding region: 1-828 (275 amino acids)
Biological process (GO): DNA integration
Molecular function (GO): nucleic acid binding
Source: RefSeq, a predicted model, not a curated record
AUGAGUUCAACGACAGCUACAAAGACUGUGGAGAAGUUGAGGACAGUGUUUGCCGCCUUCGGAUUGCCUGAAGUGUUGGUGUCCGACAAUGGACCACCGUUUCUUUCUGCAGAGUUCGCAGAUUUCCUGUCCGCGAACGGAAUCGUCCACAAGAAGAUACCUCCCUACCACCCUGCAUCAAACGGGGCAGCGGAACGUCUCGUCCAGACAGUAAAGAAGAACCUUCUCAUGCAGAUGCAGGAUGAGGACCAGUUGAAGACUACAAGAAGUGUCCAACAUCGUCUGGAUCAGUUUUUGUUUACUUACAGAAACACUCCAAGCCCAACAACAGGCAAGACGCCGUCGGAGUUGUUUUUGUCAUGGACUCCGAGAACCAGGUUAAGCCUUCUCUACCCGAACCUUCACAAGAGACUGGAGCAUCAUAAAUCAAGAGAGAAGAUGACAGCAGACGACUCGAGGGGGCCCUGGAGGGAAUUUGAGGCAGGUGACGCAGUAAGGGUCAAGGGCAGCAGACCUUCCGACCCGGAGUGGCUUCCGGGACGAAUCACACGAAGAGUCAGCACUGCGACGUACACUGUAAGAAUCAAUAACGAAGAAAGAUUUGUCCACGUAGACGACACCGCUACUGCCACGUUCCGUGAGCCAGGCCCAACCAUUCCGCUGCACUCGCCCCCAGGAGAAGACUACGUCAGCAGCCGUGCCGACCUCGCAGAGCAGCAUGGACAUGACUCGUGCAGAGGACCCUCUUUCCCCUACGUCCGAAAGGGUCAGUCCUCAAGAGACCACGGACAAGACCAGCCACGUCCCCUCGACAGAGACUCAAGGUGA